GUGCCCGCGGCGGGCGGGAGCUGCGGGAGCGGCGGGAGCGGGGCCGGGGCCGGGGCAGGUGCCCACCGGACCCCCCAUGGGGCUGUGAAGGACGGGGGUGGCCGGGCCCCCCCCCAGGGCCCCCCCAGGAGCCCCCCCAACCCGCCGAGACACCCCAUGACCCAGGACAUGGGCACCGAGGGGCACCCGUGGCGCCGGGAGCACCCAGAGACUGCGGCCACCCCAGGGGCCAACCAGGGCUCCAUGGCCCACCAAGGCUCUGAGGACCACCUAGAGACUAAAGCCCACCAGGUCUCCUUGGCCACCCAAGGGUCCCAGGACCAUGUAAAGACUAAGGUCAACCAAGACUCCAUGGCCAACCGAGGCUCUAUGGCCAACAAGGGCUCCAUGGCCCAUCAAGGCUCUGAGGACCAUGUAGAGACUAAGGCCAAGCAAGGCUCCAUGGCCACCCGAAGCUCGCAGGACCACCUGGAGGCCAACGUCAACGACAGCUCCAUGGCCCGGUUAGACUUGAAGGUCUACCCAGGCACCGCAGCCAACCAAGGCUCUAGGGACUAUCUAGAAACCAAGGUCAACCAAGGCCCUACAGCCCGUCCAGACCUGAUGGUCCACCAAGGCUCUGUGGCCAACCAAGCCUCCAAGACCCACAAAGAGCUCAAAGUCCACCAAAGCCCCAUGGCCCAUUUAGACAUGAAGGUCCAUGAAAGCUCAAUGGCCAGCCAAGGCCCCAACACACAUCUAGAGCCCAAGAUCAACCAAGGCCCCACGGCCCAUCUAGUUCUGAAGGUCCAACAAGACCCCACAGCCCACCAAGCCUCCAAGGACCACCUAGAGACCAAGGUCAACCUUAACCCUACGGCCCGUGUAGAGCCCAAGGUCAACCACGGCCCCACGGCACGUCUAGACUUGAAGGUCCACCAAGACUUUGUGUCCACCCGGGGCUCCACAGCCCACCUAGAGCCCAAGUUCCACCAACCCCCCACGUCCAACCGGGCCCCCCCAUCCCAUCGGUGUCCCCGUGUCCCUUCGAGUCCCCACCUGAGCUUGGUGCUGCUGACCUUGGGGUCCCUUCUGCUGCCGGGGGCCUCGGGGGCCGCGCUGGAGUUCGGGGGCGCCCCGGGCCAAUGGGCGCGUUACGGGCGGUGGGCGCCGGGGGCCGGCGGUCAACUGAGCUUCAGCUUGAAGACCAACAUCUCCCGGGCUCUGCUGCUCUACUUGGACGACGGCGGCAACUGCGACUUCCUGGAGCUGCUGGUGGCCGAGGGGCGGCUGCGGCUGCGCUUUGCCAUCGCCUGCGCCGAGCCCGCCACGGUGCAGCCGCCGCCGGUGGUGAGCGACGGGCGCUGGCACAUGGUGCUGCUCACCCGCAACGCCCGCGAGACCGCGCUGGCCGUGGACGGGGACGCGCGCGCCGGCGCCGUGCGCUCCAAGCGCGCCGAGAUGCUGGUGGCCAGUGACCUGUUCGUGGGGGGGAUCCCGCCCGACGUGCGGCUCUCGGCGCUCACCCUCAGCACCGUCAAGUACGAGGCGCCCUUCCGGGGCUGGGUGGCCAACCUGAAGGUGGGCGACGUGCCCGCGGCGCUGCUGGGCGCGCACGGCGUGCGGGGCGAGGGGCAGGAGCGCUGCGCCCGGCACCCACCCUGCGCGCACGGCGGCCGCUGCACCCUGCGCCGCGGGGAGCCCCACUGCGACUGCGCCGGCACCGGCCACCGCGGGCCCUUCUGCGCCGAAGAGGAAGAACCGGCCGUGGAAGGCCCCGCCCACCUGCGAGUCACCGGCCAAGGGCCCGCCGAGGUCACCGAGGGGGGAACCGGCCGCGGCGCCGGCGAGAUCCAGCAGGCGGCGAAAGGCCGGGACGAGUACGUGGCCACCUUCAAAGGCAACGAGUUCUUCUGCUACGACCUGUCGCACAACCCGAUCCAGAGCAGCACGGACGAGCUGACGCUGUCGUUCCGCACGGCGCAGCGCAACGGGCUGCUGCUGCACACGGGCAAAGCGGCCGACUACGUCAACCUCUCGCUCAAGAGCGGCGCCGUGUGGCUCGUCAUCAACCUGGGCUCCGGCGCCUUCGAGGCGCUGGUGGAGCCCGUCAACGGCAAGUUCAACGACAACGACUGGCACGACAUCCGCGUCACCCGCAACCUGCGGCAGCACGCAGGGAUCGGACACGCUAUGGUGACGAUCUCGGUGGACGGGAUCCUGACCACGACGGGCUACACGCAGGAGGAUUACACCAUGUUGGGCUCCGACGACUUCUUCUACGUGGGGGGGUCCCCCAACACCGCCGACCUGCCGGGGUCCCCCGUCAGCAACAACUUCAUGGGCUGCCUCAAGGACGUGAUCUACAAGAACAACGACUUCAAGCUGGAGCUGUCGCGCCUGGCGCAGGAGGGCGACGCGCGGGUGACGCUGCACGGGGCGCUGCUCUUCCGCUGCGAGCCCGUGGCCGCGCCGGAGCCCGUCACCUUCGGCACCCCCCAGGCCUUCCUGGCGCUGCCGCCCUGGCCGCCCGCCCGCACCGGCUCCGUGUCCUUCGACUUCCGCACCACGGAGCCCAACGGGCUGCUGCUGCUGGGGCAGGGGCAGGCGCCGGGGCCCGGCCCCCCCCGCCCGCACUUCCUGGCGCUGGAGCUGCUGGACGGGCACCUCUACCUGCUGCUGGCCAUGGGCGCCGGGGACACGCGCCUGCGCGCCAGCGCCCGCAAGGUCACCGACGGCGAGUGGUGCCACGUGGACGUGCAACGGGACGGGCGCAGGGGCUCGGUGUCGGUGAACAGCCGCCGGACGCCGUUCCUGGCGGGGGGCGACGCGGAGGAGCUGUGGCUGGACGCGGGGCUGUUCCUGGGGGGGGCCCCGCCGGGGUCCCCGCUGCCGCCCGCGCUCUGGGCCGCGCCGCGGGGGGGCUUCGUGGGCUGCGUGCGCGACCUCGCGAUCCACGGCCGCGCGCGCGACCUGCCCGCGCUGGCGGCGGCGCGCCCGCACCCCGGCGUGGCGCCCUCCUGCGUGCGCCAGCCCGCGCGCCACUGCGACAGCGCCCCCUGCCGGCACGGAGGGCUCUGCCGAGAGGGCUGGAACCGCUUCACCUGCGACUGCCUCGGGACCGGCUUCCUGGGACCGCGCUGCGAGACCGAGGCGGCGGUGCUGAGCUACGAUGGCAGCAUGUACCUGAAGAUCCUGGUGCCGGGCACGGCGCAAACCGAGGCCGAGGACGUGUCCCUGCGGUUCAUGUCCCCCCGCGCCUACGGGCUGGUCCUGGCCACCACGUCCCGGCACUCGGCCGAUACCCUGCGCCUGGAGCUGGAUGGAGCCCGCAUGAAGCUCACGGUGAACCUGGACUGUGUGCGCGUGGGCUGCCACCCCAGUAAGUGCGGGACCCCCGGGGGCACCCAGCGCCUGGGUCCCCCGGCCCCUAUAGGGUGA
Messenger RNA from Strigops habroptila (Kakapo), 3420 nucleotides. Its product is annotated as neurexin-2-like. The transcript has 12 exons. Lineage: Eukaryota; Metazoa; Chordata; Aves; Psittaciformes; Psittacidae. The record is from RefSeq and is a predicted model, not a curated record. Bases 157 to 3420 code for a protein of 1087 amino acids.